AUGGACUACAGACCCUCUCCUAACUUCCAGCCUCAUCUGGCUGGCUUUUGCUAUGGGGGGUCCCAGACAGGGCCCCUGGGGGCAAUCCCAGGGGGACCCACUAAGGGCAGAGAGGAGUCUCCUCCCACCGCCCGCCGCCCCGUCGCAGUGUGCCAGCAGGAGAGCCUGUCCUUUGCUGAGCUCCCAAGUCCCUUUGAGCUGGGCCCCUGGCCUCUGGAGGUCCCUGCCGCUCCUCCUGGGCUGCUGUGGCCGCUUCCUGUGGGGGCUCAGGACGCCAGGCUCCCCGCCGGGAAGCCAUCAGCCUUUGGAGACGAUGCCCUCAGUGAAUUCCUCGGAGGACCCCGGAGCCCCCAGCAUCCAGAACCCCAACGCCGCACCAGCCUCAGUUCUGAGAAGGAGAAAUCUGCCUGGAGGAAGAUGCGCGUGUAUCAGAGUGAAGAGGCCGCAGGGAGCCCCGGCCCCGAGGAUGACGCCGUCUUCCCCGAGGCCGGGGCCGGGGACCCUCGGCCGCAUCCUGCUUUGGAACUGCCACGGGCCCUGGAGAUGGCAGUGCCCUCCCGGGUGGGCACCAAAGAGCCAGAGAGGAGACGUUUCUCGGCAUCCGAGCUGAUGAACCGACUUCAGUCCGCCCAGAGAAAGGCCACGUUCUCCCUGCGCCUGGGCAAGGGCCUGACCAAGGACCGAGGGGUCUGGGCUGCCAGGGAAGGGAGAACCCCUGACAAGGAACAGAGCUGCUUGGAGACAAGGUUGGAUGACUUCGUGCCCCCAGCCCUGAGUGGUCCUGCUGAGAGAGAUGGCCGCUGGCCCGGUACCAGGCCUGACCCUGUGGAGGAAGCAGCCCCCAAAGCUUGGAUACCUCAUGAGCGGCGCCAGUCACGUUUCCUCCUUAAUUCUGUACUGUAUCAGGAAUACAGCGACGUGGCCAGUGACCGGGAGUUGCAGCGGCAGAAACACGAGGAGGAUGCCUUGGUGGAGGAGGCAGAGGGGGAGGAGGAAGGGCCUGGCCCACCCCGGGCCAACCUGUCCCCAAGCAGCUCUUUCCGUGCCCAGCGCUCAGCCCGUGGCUCCACCUUCUCCCUGUGGCAGGACAUCCCAGACGUGCGGAGCAGUGGCCUUUUGGCCAUCAUUGGCCUUCAGGAGUGCAAGCUACAAGAGGCCAGGUUUGAGCUGAUCACAUCAGAGGCCUCCUACAUCCACAGCCUCUCUGUAGCCGUGGGCCACUUCAUGGGCUCCACGGAGCUGGCCGAGUGUCUGGGAGCCCAAGAAAAGCAAUGGCUAUUCUCCAAGCUGCCGGAGGUCAAGGCCACGAGUGAGAGGUUUCUGUUAGAGCUGGAGCAGCGACUGGAGGAGGACAUACUUCGCUUUUGUGUGUGUGACAUCGUCCUACGGCACUGCCCUGCCUUCCGGCGUGUCUACCUGCCUUAUGUCACCAAUCAAGCCUACCAAGAGCGCACCUACCAGCGACUGCUACUGAAGAACCCCAAGUUUCCUAGUAUUCUGUCCCGGUUGGAAGAGGCCCCCAUUUGCCAGCGCCUGCCUCUUACAUCCUUCCUCAUCCUGCCUUUCCAGAGAAUCACCCGCCUGAAGAUGCUUGUGGAGAAUAUACUGAAGAGGACUGGGCAAGGCUCACGGGGUGAGGACAUGGCCACCAAGGCCUUUAAUGAACUCAAGAAGCUGGUCCAGGAGUGCAAUGCAAGUGUGCAGUCAAUGAAGAGAACGGAGGAACUCAUCCAUCUUAACAAGAAGAUUCACUUUGAGAGUAAGAUAUUCCCACUGAUCUCCCAGUCCCGAUGGCUGGUGAGGCACGGGGAGCUGGCGGAGCUGGCGCCCCCCGCCAUGCCUGCCGCCUCCGCCACCAAGCCCAAGCUCUCCAGCAAAGCCAUCUACCUGCACGCCUUCAACGACUGCCUGUUGCUCUCUCGGAGGAAGGAGACGGGGAAGUUCGCCGUCUUUCUUUAUGCCCGGAUGCCCGAGAUCCGGGUGAAGGACCUGAGCUGGCAGCCGCAGGGAAUCCCAGGCCAGGUCUUUCUGCUCCAGUUCCUUCAGAACUGCCAGCCCAAGAACCAGCUCCUUCUGAGGGCUCAGACAGAAAGUGAGAAGCGGCGAUGGAUCUCGGCCAUGUGCCCUCCCAGCUCCCAGGAGGACAAAGAUGCCAUCGGUGAGAACGAAGACGUCCCCCAGGUGCAGUGCAUCAAAGCCUAUAAAGCCCAGCAACCGGACGAGCUGACCCUCGAGAAGGCCGACAUCCUGGCUGUGAGGACCAGGACCAGCGAUGGGUGGCUGGAGGGACUCCGCCUGGCCGAUGGUGAGAGGGGCUGGGUGCCCCAGGCCUACGUAGAUGAGAUCACCAGCCGAAGUGCCCGUCUUCGAAACAUCCGGGAGACCAGGAGGAUUGAGAGUGCCACCAACAAGCUCCAGGGAAUUGCUGCGUGAUGGAUUAGGGAGUGGGAGCUCCCUGAAGGCUGUGACCUUUGACUGGCCCGAGAGGCUCCACGACCCUCCAUCCCACCCCACUGGCCUCUGUGCUCUAGACACUGCCCUCCCCUCAGCCUCUACUGGAGCCUCCCCACGAGGCUCUGAGACGGGGCACCCACCCUGGCCUGGAGGAGCUUGUCUGGCUGGCAGAUGACUUGAUGGGAAUGUCCUCUGGCUCCUUUAGCCUUCGCUUCCUCAAGGAUGCCUGGGAUGGUGGGAGCAAUGGCAAGUCUGUCAGCCUCUUCCAUGUAAAGUGAGCUCAGGGAGCUUGGACACGUGACCAGUGAACCCCCAAACUGCUUUAGUGACUGAGGUGGGGAAGGAUGUGGAUGGAACCUGCUGAAUGGAUUCUUCUUCCUUGACAACCCAGGCUGAGCUGGGCAUUCUGUAGAAUUAAAU
Molecule: messenger RNA, 2874 nt
Organism: Gracilinanus agilis (Agile Gracile Mouse Opossum)
Lineage: Eukaryota; Metazoa; Chordata; Mammalia; Didelphimorphia; Didelphidae
Gene: ARHGEF19
Product: Rho guanine nucleotide exchange factor 19
Exons: 15
Coding region: 1-2433 (810 amino acids)
Biological process (GO): regulation of actin cytoskeleton organization; activation of GTPase activity
Molecular function (GO): protein binding; guanyl-nucleotide exchange factor activity
Source: RefSeq, a predicted model, not a curated record